Messenger RNA from Symbiodinium pilosum, 2541 nucleotides. NCBI's taxonomy places the organism in Eukaryota, Dinophyceae, Suessiales, Symbiodiniaceae. The record is from the annotation of a GenBank genome assembly.
AUGUUUGCACAGAUUACCGCGUUGCUGCCUCAGAUAAAGGCCGCCGCCCAGGAGAUUGAAAGUGAGCGGCAGUUGCCCACAGCACUUGUCGCCCGGCUGAAAAAAGCCGGCGCUUUCCGGCUGCUCAUACCCAAGGAAUUUGGUGGGCUGGAAGCCAGCUUCGAAGACUACCUGCCGCUGAUUCAGUCUUUGGCAAAAGCCGAUGCCAGCACCGCCUGGUGCGUGAAUCAGGCUGCGGUGAUUGGUACCACUUCACUGUGGCUGCCGGCAGAACAGAUUAAGGCGAUCUGGGCAGACCCGGAGACAUCUGUCGCCAACGGUCCACCGUUUGCCGGUAAGAUCAAACCCAGCAAACUAGGUUACACCCUGAAUGGUCACUGGGGUUUUUCCAGCGGCUGCCAGCAUGCCACCUGGAUGAUGGGUGCGGCACGUUACAGCGAAGGUGGCUGGCGUAUUGCCUACUUCAAACCCGAGCAGGUGCAUUUUAUUGAUAACUGGCAGACCGCGGGUUUGUGCGGUACCGGCAGUUUUGAAUUCACCUGCAACAAUAUCGAGCUGCCUGCCUGCCAGGUCGCUGAUGCGGGGCAACCUGCCACGUACGACAAUGAGAUGACGCGGAUUCCCAGUGCAUUGCUGUUUGGCUGCAGUUUUGCCGCGGUGGCGACGGGUGUUGCCCAGGGCGCGUUGGAUGAUGUGUUAGAGAUAGCCCAGGGCAAGCUGCCGCGCUAUGCCUCUCUGCAGUUACGGGAUGACCCGGACGUACAGAGAUUUAUCGGCAAAGCCCAGGCCCGCUGGCGCAGUGCGCAGGCGUAUCUGACCAUGACGGUCGCAGAUGCGUUUGCAGAGGUCCGGCGGGAAGGGCACAUCACCCACGCCAAUCGUGCGGCGCUGCGUAUGUGCAGUACCCAUGUGAUACGCGAGUGUGCUGAGGUGCUGGACCUGGCCUACAAAGUGGCCGGUUCAACCGGCACGGGAAUCGUACUUUGCCUUGUUAGGCCGGUAUGCUAUUUCCGGCAACUACGAAACGGGACCCAUGACAUGAACGUUCGAGCAGACCUCGACCAGACUGAAUUUGUCAGCAGCGCAGACUUUACCUGGCAGCCGUCACCCCUGGCCGGGGUGGAGCGCGUGCUGCUCGAUCGUGUAGGGGAUGAAGUGGCUGUUGCCACCAGCCUCGUGCGUUAUGCCCCAGGGGCCAGUUUUGAUCCGCACAAACACGCCCUGGGUGAAGAAUUUGUGGUGCUGGAAGGGGUGUUUUCAGAUGAACAUGCCGAUUACCCUGCAGGCAGCUACAUCCGCAACCCACCGGGUACGGGUCACACGCCGCACAGUGAUCCUGGCUGCGUUAUUUUCGUGAAGCUGCGGCAGUUUGACGAUGCUGAUCUGACUCCCGUGGUCACACAGCUGCCCAUGCAGACUAGUGCUCCCGCCAGUGCGCAACACGAACUGUAUCGAUACAAAGAUGAAGCCGUGAGCUAUGUGGAAGUGCCUGCAGGCCAACGGUUUGCUUUUGCGGCCUCGUAUUAUGUGCGCGAGCUGCUGAUCAUCAGCGGUGAGCUCGACUGGCAGCAGGAAGAGACCCGUCGCCUUGGACCCUGGAGCUGGAUCCGCAUGGCGCCGGGGCAACCGCUGCGUAUCAAUGCAACCGCAUUAAUCACCGGCGCAUCCGCCGGCCUGGGCGCUGAGUUUGCCCGUCAGCUGGCGCAGCAGGGCUACAACCUGGUGCUGGUGGCCCGGCGGCUGGAGAAAUUGAAUGAGCUGGCUGAGGGCUUGCAGGGUGAACACCCCAAUUUAACCGUGAACUGUAUAGCCGCAGACCUCAACGAUAAACAAGCGCCACAACAGAUUUUUGAGCAGACCCAAUCGCUGGGCAUCGAGAUCGAUUUUCUGAUCAACAAUGCAGGCGCCGCGGGCCCGGACCUGUUCACAGACAAACCCUGGCAACCCCAUGCGGAUUUUCUGCAGCUGAUGAUGUUGAGUGUUACCGAGUUAUGCUAUCUGUUUGUCCCCGGCAUGGCGGAGCGCGGCUUUGGCCGCGUGAUCAACGUGUCUUCUGUCGCUGCGCGAAUUGCCCGCGCCGGUGACUGUCAUUAUGGCCCGAGCAAAACUUAUCUUGUCGCGUUAUCCGAAGGUUUGGGUCUGGCCUUAAAGGCCAAAGGUGUACAUGUGUCUGCCUUGUGCCCGGGCUUCACGCACACUGAUUUCCACGACGUAGCGGGUAUGUCCGAGAUGAAAGCCGCCAUGCCUGAGUUUCUCUGGUACAGCGCAGAAACCGUGGUGGUGGCCGCCCAGGCGGACAUCGAAGCCAUCGUAGGCGCGCUGGAUGCCCGCCAACAGGUUGAAUUAACCGCGACACUGCUGCAGCUUUGUGACAAACGUGUGGUGGGCAGCAGUGCACUGAACAGUGAAGAGCGGCGCGCGUUUACCACGCAUGGCUUAAACCCGGAGAGACCCAACUCUGAUGGCAACCAAAGCCGCCAGGGCGUGCCGGUGAUUAUUGAUGCUGAAGUGCCUGAGUACAGAGAUCGCAAAACCCCGUAA